GCAACUGUAACUUGCUCUGUCAAAGUUUUCUUCUACUCACUGGCUUUAUCGAGAGGUGGCAAGAGCUAACUCUGAGAAUUCAACAGGGAAAGUAGAAGUGAACAAUAUGAAGAACAUUCCAACAGUUGACCAGGGUGCCUAGUAGAUACAGGAAACCAUUGCAUUAGCCCCAGCGAAAACAGCAGACCAUGUACAAUCUGUGGAUUAAAUGGAUAGAAAUUACAAUGCUGCUUAUUAUGGUUGAUGGCCAACUGCUCAAGCAGGCAAAGGCCCCACUGCUACUCCACAAACCUUUCAUUGUUGUUUGGAAUGCACCUACGGAACAGUGCAGACUGCGGUACAAGGUGGACCUAGAUCUCAGUGUUUUUGACAUUGCAUCAAACACCAAUGAAACUUUGAGUGGAUCCAAUGUGACAAUCUUUUAUCACACUCAUUUGGGGCAUUACCCCUAUUACUUAGACAAUGGGAUUCCUGUCAAUGGAGGGGUGCCACAGAAUGAGAGUCUGAUAAAACACCUUAACAAAGCUAAGUCUGACAUUGACCAUUCCAUUCCCCUGAAGAAAUUCCAAGGACUUGCAGUCAUUGACUGGGAAAACUGGAGACCCCAGUGGGACAGGAACUGGGGUAAUAAAACCAUUUAUAGAAAUAAGUCUCUCGAACUGGUUAGGAGACGCCAUCCUCAGUGGUCAGAGGACAAAAUUAGAAAAGUUGCUAAGGAAGAAUUUGAAAAUGCUGGCAAGAGUUUUAUGAACAACACUAUCCUUCUGGCUGAGCACAUGAGACCAAAUGGUCUAUGGGGUUAUUAUCUUUACCCAGACUGCUACAAUUACGAUUACAAAGAACAUCCAAAAGUAUACACAGGUAGAUGCCCAGACAUUGAAUCUUCCCGCAAUGAUCUCCUGCUUUGGCUGUGGAAAGAAAGUACCGCUCUUUAUCCAUCCAUCUAUCUGGAUUAUAUAUUGAAGUCAAGUCCAAAUGCUCUGAAGUUCGUUCACUAUCGGGUUAAGGAAGCAAUACGUAUUGCCUCAGUUGCUAGAAAAGAUUAUGUUUUGCCUGUUUUUGUUUACUCCAGACCAUUUUAUGCCUAUACUUUACAUGUUUUGACCGAGACUGACCUGGUGAACACUAUUGGAGAGAGUGCUGCUUUGGGGGCAGCAGGGGUUGUCCUUUGGGGAAGCAUGCAGUAUGCCAGCUCAAAGGAGAGCUGUUCAGUUGUGAAAAAAUACAUAGAUGGCCCCUUAGGACAUUAUGUCAUUAAUGUGACCUCAGCAGCCAAACUCUGCAGUAAAGUUCUGUGUAAGAAAAAUGGGAGAUGCAUCCGUAAAAUCAGUGACUCUUCUGCUAAUCUGCACUUGUCGCCCAAUAGUUUUGAGAUUGGGGUCCACCAUUCUGAAAAAGGCCCAAGAUUCUUUGUGACUGGAAAACCUAGACCAGAAGACAUAAAGGCCAUGAAGCAGAGCUUCACAUGUCAGUGUUACCAAGGCUGGACUGGGAUAUUUUGUGAACUGCCUGACCAAAGUCUACUUGAACAAUGGGCUCACACUCUGUUUAAUAGAUCAACAAAUAAAAUGCUCAACUUUCUUUUAUUUGGAUCCACGCAGGUUUUUCUGCUUCUCAUUAUACACUAA
Molecule: messenger RNA, 1628 nt
Organism: Mauremys reevesii (Reeves's turtle)
Lineage: Eukaryota; Metazoa; Chordata; Testudines; Geoemydidae
Product: hyaluronidase-1-like
Exons: 5
Coding region: 189-1628 (479 amino acids)
Biological process (GO): hyaluronan catabolic process; carbohydrate metabolic process
Molecular function (GO): hyalurononglucosaminidase activity
Source: RefSeq, a predicted model, not a curated record